CCGCUUUCGGGAGGCUCAAGGUCGCUGAGUGGAAAAGCGGUAAUUCUGUACCUUUGCACCAAUGUUAUGUCUUUUUAACGGGCUGUUAUUGAUCAGUUGUUUUCUUCACAUUGAUCACUUAAUGUUGCAAGCCCUUCCAGGUCAUAGCAAUUCAGUAUAUCAUACUUGGUGAUUUUCUAAUGGAUGACCAAAGUAAACCUCAGCUUGAAGACGGGACCGGAGAACAACAUCAGUCAGAUACUUUCGAAAUAGAUGAAGUUGAUUUGCCUAACGUGAACGAUGAAGAAAUAUACCUUGAACACUGCCGAAUCAAAUGUAUCAGUAAACUAAGUCGGUUCCCAAAUGUCCGCUCAUUAUGUCUUCGAAACAACUUACUGAAAAAGUUGGAAAACUUCGAGCCUAUCUCUCAAACCCUUGAAGAUCUGGACGUUUAUGAUAAUCAGAUCACUAAGAUUGAAAAUUUAGAGUGCCUCACAAAACUGACUAAUCUUGAUUUGAGCUUUAAUCGGAUAAGACGUAUCGAAAACUUGGAGAAUCUAAGUAAUCUCCGGAAACUGUAUUUCGUAAACAAUCAUAUCUCAAAAAUAGAGAAUCUGAGCAACUUGCAAGACCUAGAAUUGUUGGAACUUGGUUCAAACAAAAUAGGGAAGUUAGAAAAUUUGGAUGGAUUGAAAAAAUUGACUGAACUUUAUUGUGGUAAAAACAAAAUACCAACAAUGGGAAACUUGGAUAACUUGACUAAUUUAACCAUUCUUAGCAUUCAGGGUAACAGACUCACCAAAAUAGAUGGAUUAACCAGUCUUGUUAAUCUGGAGCAACUAUAUCUGAGCGAGAACGGGAUAACAGAAAUUGAAGGCCUUGAAACAUUAUCAAAGUUACAAAUUUUAGACCUAGCGUACAACUUCAUAUCACAGAUUCAAAACAUGUCGAAUUUGGAAAAUCUAGAAGAAUUUUGGUGCAAUGACAAUAAGAUAUCCGAUUGGGAGCAGCUAGAAAAGUUAAGUGUAUUAAAAAAGCUGCGAACUUUGUAUAUGGAGCGUAAUCCAAUCUAUUUUCUAAGCACAGAUCGUACAAAACAUGAUUCUAAUUACCGACGAAAAAUACUAUUAGCUCUACCGAAUCUUCAACAACUGGAUGCAAAUCUUACAGGGGUUGGGAUCUGAUUACAUCUUUGCUGUAAUUGAUUUCCCAAUUUUUUCCUGCGGCUUCAGAUCUAUUGUUUUUAAGCUUUGCAGGAAAUUGUGACUGAAUUUAAUGUACUUUUUAUACAUGUAUCUGUGUUAUAUAUUAAGAUCUUAAAAUAUGCAACUUACCAAACCAACGUGCUAAUAAAUUUCCUACUUAGCGAUGAUUAAAAACACAACAGUCUCUUAGUGUCUACAUUUAUUCGUCUUUAAAGCAAUGUAUGCCGUUAAAAGAAUGUAUGGGUCGUG
Molecule: messenger RNA, 1433 nt
Organism: Schistosoma curassoni
Lineage: Eukaryota; Metazoa; Platyhelminthes; Trematoda; Strigeidida; Schistosomatidae
Source: the annotation of a GenBank genome assembly